This is a messenger RNA of Pogona vitticeps (central bearded dragon), 1254 nucleotides long. It is a transcript of the gene GPR139, whose product is annotated as G protein-coupled receptor 139. The record is from RefSeq and is a predicted model, not a curated record. Gene Ontology annotation, molecular function: neuropeptide receptor activity. Gene Ontology annotation, cellular component: plasma membrane. Lineage: Eukaryota; Metazoa; Chordata; Lepidosauria; Squamata; Agamidae. Gene Ontology annotation, biological process: phospholipase C-activating G protein-coupled receptor signaling pathway.
AUGGAGCAGGAUUACAUCCACACGCACAAUACCUCCUUGCACGGCUGUGGUUUAGGAUACGUGCCGGUCGUCUACUACAGCUUGCUGCUCUGCCUGGGACUGCCAGCUAACAUUUUGACAGUCAUCAUCCUGUCACAGUUGGUGGCUCGGCGGCAGAAAUCCUCCUAUAAUUACCUUCUAGCGCUAGCAGCUGCUGACUUGCUGGUCCUCUUUUUCAUUGUCUUUGUGGACUUCUUACUGGAAGACUUCAUCCUGAAGAAGGAAAUGCCAGAGAUCCUGGACAAAAUCAUUGAAGUCUUGGAAUUUUCUUCCAUACACACUUCCAUUUGGAUUACUGUACCACUGACGAUUGACCGGUAUAUUGCGGUAUGCCACCCUCUCAAAUAUCACAUGGUUUCUUACCCAACGCGUACCCGGAAAGUCAUUGUAAGUGUUUAUAUCAUUUGCUUUCUGACCAGCAUUCCUUACUACUGGUGGCCCAAUAUUUGGAAAGCAGAUUACACAAGUACGUUGGUUCAUCACAUCCUCAUUUGGUCCCACUGCUUCACGGCCUACAUAGUACCGUGCUCAAUCUUCUUUGUUCUGAAUUCAAUCAUUGUGUACAAGCUUCGACAAAAGUGCAAUUUCCGAUUGAGAGGGUACUCCACGGGGAAAACGACCGCCAUCUUGUUUACAAUAACUUCAAUUUUUGCCAUACUGUGGGCGCCAAGGGUUAUCAUGAUCUUAUAUCACCUGUAUGUCACACCAAUAAACAACAGCUGGUCCAUCCACAUCGUCUCUGACGUUGCCAACAUGCUAGCUCUGUUGAACACCGCCAUCAAUUUCUUCCUUUAUUGUUUCAUUAGCAAGCGAUUCCGCACGAUGGCAGCCGCGACGCUUAAGGCUUUCUUUAAGUGUCAGAAGCAACCUGUUCAGUUCUAUACAAACCAUAACUUUUCAAUAACUAGCAGUCCCUGGAUAUCCCCUGCCAACUCUCACUGUAUCAAAAUGCUUGUUUACCAGUAUGAUAAGAAUGGAAAGCCUAUAAAAAUAUCACCAUGAUCGUCAGUCGGAAAGUCAACUCUGAAUGCAAGUGGUUUUCAAGCUGUUGCAUCCAUGGGAUGUAAUUGCCAAAAUGGUUAUGGCACUGAGCAGCCAUUGGAUUUCCUUUCUCCCCGAGAGCCAGAAGAUCUGUAGGCUAGAACUGUUGUUAACAGGAGCCUUAGGUACUGAGGAGAAACAUGGAGAGGGCAGCUUCACCUCCUUUAAGGCACG